Messenger RNA from Anopheles marshallii, 690 nucleotides. RefSeq names its product protein P54-like. The record is from RefSeq and is a predicted model, not a curated record. Bases 1 to 690 code for a protein of 229 amino acids. Gene Ontology annotation, molecular function: zinc ion binding. NCBI's taxonomy places the organism in Eukaryota, Metazoa, Arthropoda, Insecta, Diptera, Culicidae. Gene Ontology annotation, cellular component: nucleus. The transcript is spliced from 2 exons.
AUGGGCAGUUUAAUGGAGGCAUGCUGCACUGGGUUCAUUUGCAGACUGUGUUCAAAGAUGAAUCGGAUGGUGAUUUUUAUUUAUGGUGCGGAUGGUCUCGAGUACAACUUGCUGCAGAAAAUUAACAACUAUCUUCCAAUAGAGAUCAACGAAGAAGACGAACUACCGAAAACGAUCUGUGAAGCCUGUUUGGAGAAAAUUUUGCUCCAUCAUCGGUUGAUCGAACAGAUACAGUCCGCACAGAAACGGUUCGUGAAACUGCGCGAUGAAGAUCAGGCCCGAAAUGCUACCGCAGCAGAGUCAGCGGCAAGCUCGAGAACAUUGUCCGCCGAAUCCACAGCCAGCUCCCGAACCAUGUCGGUUGAUUCCACCGAUGCUGUGGAAGAGCCGGCAGAAAGGAUACAAGAAACUGAGCCAAACAACACAGAAUCAGCGGAACACAGUGCCGCAGCCGAAACGGCAAACGCGCGGGUACAGGACGAUAUUCCGACCAACGAAAGUGUAAGCCAAGAUUCGCAAGAAGCUACAAGCAGCAGCUCAACGGAUGCAGCAGCAGCGGGAGAAUCCAGCACUAAUCGAGAACAAAGCGAACCAGGGUCAUCGGCUCCAAAGCCACCACCGAAUCGCUUGAAACGCAAACAGCCCAACCCGUCACAUUCGUCUAAAGUGGCUAGGAAACGGUUAGGUUAG